Molecule: messenger RNA, 1317 nt
Organism: Dovyalis caffra
Lineage: Eukaryota; Viridiplantae; Streptophyta; Magnoliopsida; Malpighiales; Salicaceae
Source: the annotation of a GenBank genome assembly
AUGGCAGUUCGGUACUCACAAACAGAUAACUUAUCAUCAGCAACACGAAUCCCUCUCAUAAAUGAAGACCAAGAAGAUGAAGGCCAUCUUUCCAAAUCUCUAAACCAUUUAGAGACCUUUUUGAGGAUCUUUGGCUUGUGUCAAUACUCUUUUUUAAGUUUCACACUCUCAUGGCUCUCUUUUUUGCUUCUUGGUAUUGCUCUUCCUGUUGUGGUGAUCAAGUAUUUCUCCUACUGUCCUGACUGUAAGAAGUACCAAAUUAGUAGCUUUGAGCUUCAGGUUUUGGUGUUUCAGUGUUUAGUUGCUGCCAUUUCUUUUGUUUGUAUUUCACAUAGCUUGAGGAAGUAUGGGGUCAGGAAGUUUCUCUUUGUGGACCGGUUUCAUGGACAUAUGGCACAGUUUCGUGAUGAAUAUGUAAAGAAGAUCAAUGGUUUCUUCCGGUUGUUGGCAGUGUGGUUGCUACCAUUCCUAGUCUUGAAGAUUGUCCGUGAGGCUGCUCGCGUAAUAUAUAUGCCACAUCAUUCUUGGGGGCAAUCUGUUGCUAUACCGAUAGCUCUGGAUGUCUCAUGGUGCUAUUCGAUUACUAUCUAUUUAUCAGGCUGUGCUUUAUUUAAUUUAGUAUGCAAUUUUCAAGUGAUUCACUUUGAAAAUUAUGGGAAGCUUUUAGAAAGGGAUUUGGAUGUUUCGCAGUACAUCGAGGAACACAUUCGUCUGACACAUUAUCUGUCUAAGAUAAGCCAUCGGUUCCGAAUAUUUUUCAUUCUUGAACUCUUGGUGGUGACAGCUAGUCAGGUCGUGGCUUUAUUUCAAACUACAUGGAAUAGUGAAAUUAUCAAUCUCGUCAAUGGUGGUGAUUUUGCAAUCUCUUCUAUAGUUGAGCUUGUUGGGUUAGUAAUUUCCCUGCAUGCUGCUGCAAAAAUCACACACAGAGCUCAAGGCAUUGGAUCAGUUGCUGCUAAAUGGCAUUCUUUAGUUACAUGUGCCUCUGAUGACACUUCUCAAGUGGAAAUAAGCCGUAACGGUGGAAGCUCUGAGGCUGCCAAUCUAGGCCACUUAUUGCACAUAACCUAUUCAGAAAGUGAUUUGGAAGCAGUUGACUAUGUGCCAGUGCCAACUACUACCCAGCUGGCUUCAUACAUGUCCACAUAUCACAAGAGACAAGCUUUUGUUAAUUAUUUGCAGUCCAAUCCUGGUGGCUUUAGUGUUUUUGGAUGGAGAAUUGAUCGGACACUCAUCAACACUAUCUUCUUCUUGGAGAUGUCACUAGUCUUUUUUGUACUCGGGAAGACCAUUACUAUCACACAGCAUACUGCUUGA